AUGAGCAGAGCUCUUAUUAGUCAGGAUGAAGAGAUUGAAAUUUAUACAUAUGAUAUAAACACUUUUGUUGUCAUUGGUAAUCCUCCGGUCCCAUACAAUAAACGUCAUAUAUCCAAACGUCAUUAUCACAUAUACAAACGUCGUCAUCCCAUAAUUUAUAGAAAACGUGGUGAUUCGGAAAAUUCAACGUCUUCUGCAUCAAUCUCGGAAAAUGGGAAUUGGUGUUCCACA
Molecule: messenger RNA, 231 nt
Organism: Racocetra persica
Lineage: Eukaryota; Fungi; Glomeromycota; Glomeromycetes; Diversisporales; Gigasporaceae
Source: the annotation of a GenBank genome assembly